This is a messenger RNA of Ipomoea nil (Japanese morning glory), 751 nucleotides long. Its product is annotated as probable calcium-binding protein CML45. The transcript has 3 exons. NCBI's taxonomy places the organism in Eukaryota, Viridiplantae, Streptophyta, Magnoliopsida, Solanales, Convolvulaceae. Gene Ontology annotation, molecular function: calcium ion binding. The record is from RefSeq and is a predicted model, not a curated record. The coding region runs from base 34 to 597 and encodes 187 amino acids.
AAUUAAAUUAAAGCUUUACUUCACUAAUCCGCCAUGUCUUCCAGCCCCAUCAAGAAGCUAUCUUUAACUUCUCUGUCCGCAGUUCCAGUCCCUCUCCCAAUCCAUGGCCUGGUCGUCUUCAUCCUGCUCUACAUAGUCUUCGAUUGGGGGAGAAAAGCUUUCAGCUUUUUACUAGCGGCCAUGGAAUCGAACCAGGAGACCCAGAACAAAAUUCAAGAUUUUGAGCCGUCUGCGAGGAGGAUUAUCAACGAUGGCAGCGUGAGCAGAGAAGAAGUGGAGAUGGUUUUCGGCAGGCUGGGGAUUUUUUGCCACUCCGGAGCUGCAAAGCUUCAGGAGCGGUUCGACUCGGAAGACCUGUCGGGCCUGUUCGGAGAGGACGAGGAGGUUGUCGCCAUGGAUGACGAGGUUAAAGGUGCUUUCGACGUUUUCGAUGAGAACGGAGAUGGGUUUAUUGAUGAGAGGGAGUUGCAGAGAGUUCUGUGCCUUCUGGGAAUGAAGGAAGGGUCGGAGGUGCAGAGGUGCAGAGAUAUGAUCAGAGCGUUCGAUGAAAAUGGCGAUGGAAAGAUAGAUUUCCAUGAAUUCUCAAAGCUUAUUUGAAUUCAAUUCACUAACAGAUACUAAUCAUCAUCUAUCAGCUGUAAAAACCAAAUUAAAGAAAGCAAUCACUAACUGUUAUCAAUGGUUUUCAUUAAUUAAUCCCUAAAUCUUUAUUAAUUCCGUUGAUUUCUUCUAUGCAUCUUUAAUUUAUUUU